CCCUUUUUCUUUCUAAAAUAAAUCCACUUGUACAAGAUAAUAGUGGUGAGGUUUAUCAGGGAGUUUGGCUGCCCUUCAUACGGCGUUCUGAGCUCUUAUUGCUGUUGCCGCUGCUUGUCCAGCAGGUGGAGGAGUUGGUUCAGAGACUGAGUUUUUAUCAUCGGGAGAGGCGCUGAAGAAGCGUUUGGAGGAACCGCGGGUACUCUUUAGCAGCCUGUGCUGAAAUGCCUGUCGGAGAGAUGAUGGAGAAGAAACAAAGCAUGAUAAAGCAGACUGCUGCCAAAAUAAAGACAAAACUCAACAACACAUCGUCAUUCUUCAAGGUCUCCUUGAAAACUAACAACAAGGCUCUUGCUCUCGCUCUGGCGGCUCAGAAGCAGAGAACCCGGCAACUGGAGACCGAGACUGUGGUUGUGCUGAAAGAAGUUCAGGCCCUGAGAUUUGAGCUUGCAAUUCAACGCCACAAAAACAAACAAAUGUUUACUAUCCUGCGUGAGUUUUAUACAUCCUCCAUCAAUACUAUGGCAAAGGCAGUUGACUUUAUUUCCAAAGAAGAGGCAUCUGAGAGCCUAAAUGCAGAGGUCACUCAAGAUACUUGUCACUCUGAGAAAGAAGUAAAUGAGUUGUUACCUGAGCUAAGCAGCACAUCCCAAGUUCCCACCAAAUGUGUGGAACAGGAACCCGCACUGGUCGUGCCUGUGAAUGUUUCAGGAGAGAAUGUUCAACUACCUAGUCACUGUUCAGACAAAAGCAAGGAUAAGCUUCCUAGCCCUGCGAAAGGCUUUGAAACAGCUCAAAAUACUCUAUAUGACUCUGAAAUGGAACUGACCAUAGUUGACAAUGUUUCGGAGAUAGUCACCGUUCAGACAAAGCUGAAGAAAAGCUCUGAAGAUGAUCCGAGAAGAUCUCGAAAACCCAGAGAGUCUGGUUUAACAAGGGGUAGAGAAAGCAUUCUGUCCUCUAAUGGACAAGAACUAGGGACACAGCUAAAUGAUGCCGCUUUGAAUCCACCUGUGAAAGCGUGCUCUGAAGAUCCGGUUCAAGUAAAUGUAAACACGUCCCUUGUUGGUUGCAGUAAUGAAGAGGAUAGCCUGCCACUGCAAGUCAAAACCCUGCCUGGAGAAACAGAGUUGGUCACAGCACGCAGAAAGACUCAUGUUGCUUCUCGCCAUGCUAAAUCCAGCAAACGAACGUGUAGUUCUCAGAAGCGCAGUGUAGAAAACAUAGACACAAGGAAAACGUAUGUUGUAUCAGAUUGCGUUUCCAGCAGUAAUGAACUGGAUGACUAUUUCAGUGAUGUGGCAGUUCAGCAUGGUGAGAAAGGAAGUAUGGACAUACCUGAUGAUCAAGAUAAAGAUGAUGCACUUGUAAAGGUACCUCAGAAUGAAAAAGAAUGUGCAAAGAACCAAAAAACAAAAACAAUCUCGGAGAAGUCAAGACCACAAAAGAGCAAGAAGACUAAAAUUCCAUCUAUCAGUAAGGACCGAAAUGCAUCACACUUGAAAGAGAGCACUGAAAUAUCAUUGACUAAACCUUCAGCCACUGUGAACACUGACCCUCAAAAAAUCCUCACUGAACGAGUAGAAAACCAUAAGAGUAAAGCAUCAGCUCUUUUACUCACUCGGACAGAAGAACCCAACGUGGAGAAAAAUCAAGGAAUGUAUGUGGUCCAUGAACGGCACAGUAGCGUUCUGAACGACAGAAUCCUUUCUGAACAUGUAGAAGAAAACAAUCAGAAUGAAACAUCUGCUCAGGCAGUCUCUCGGACAGAAGAACCUAACAAUGUUAAGAACAGAGGGACGUAUGUGGUCCAUGAACACCCGACCUCUGUGCAGGGUAGCGCUAUGAACAACAAAAUAGUUUCUGACAGUGUAGAAAACAAGAAGAAAAAAAAAUGUGUGAAGUCAGUUUAUCAGACAGAAGAACCUUACACUGUUAAAAAGAGAGGGACGUAUGUGGUCCAUGAACCCCCGACCUCUGUGCACAGUAGCGUUUUAAACGACAGAAUCCUUUCUGAACAUGUAGAAAACAAUCAGAAUGAAACAUUUGCUCAGUCAGUCUAUCAGACAGAAGAACCUUACACUGUUAAAAAUCGAGGGACGUAUGUGGUCCAUGAACACCCGACCUCUGUGCACAGUAGCGUUCUAAAUGACAGAAUCCUUUCUGAUCAAGUGGAAAACAGUCAUAGUAAAACUUCUGCUUGGAGGGAAGAAACCAGCUCAAUGAAUAACCGAGGAACAUAUGUGGUCCCUACAAAUCAGACCUCUUUCCACAGUGACAUUCUGAAUGACAGAAUCCUCUCUGACCAAAUGGAAAACCAUCAUAGUAAAAGCUCUUCUAGGAGCGACGAACCCAGCACAGUUAAAAUCCGAGGCACAUAUGUGGUCCAUGCAAACCAGACCUCUGUCCACAGCGAAAUCCUCAAUGACAGAAGUGGAAAACCUCAGAGUAAGACGUCAGCUCAGUCACACUCUCAGAAAGAAAAAAAACCCAACACAUUUAAUAACAGAGGGACGUAUGUGGUUCAUGAAAGCCAGACUCCUGUUCCUAAUGACACUGUGAAUGAUAGCCAGCCAAUAGACAUUCAAGAUGAUGAUGAAUGUGGACCAAUAGUGCAAACAAGGACACUGGAAGACAAAAAUGAUUUACAGUUCGCUUCAUCAGUGCUUAUUGACCGAUCACGAAAGGAGGAUGGGAUUUCAUCUGUCAAUGAUGAGAGUCUUUUUAAUAAUUCAUUUGAACUGUCUCCAAUACAGCAGCCUAAACCCAAGUACCCUAGAAAAGAGGGGAAGAGUAAAAAAGUAAAAAGCAAGAACAUCACAGCAAGAGAAAAAAAUACAGCUUCAGGCAAGAACAGAGGUCAAAGUUCUAGCUCUAAAAAGAAUGUUGACGUUUUGGUAACUGAAUUGUCUGAACCACAAAUUGAAAGUUAUAUUGAGAAGGAAAAAAACAGCACUCAUAGCAGCACUGCAUUACAGCACUCAAUGCAAGAGUUACAGAACUCUACUCUUGAAGGAUACACCUGGCAAGCACCUGAAAAAGAGACAAGUAGUACAACCAGAAAUUACUCCGUCAUCUUAGACAGCUCUGAUGUAUCUGUUGUUCACAACCAUGACCCUGACAUAACGAGAGACAUCUGUUCAAGACCUCAAAGUAAUGAAGACUACAAGAACCACUGCAGAAAAACCUAUGUUGUUGAAGAGACUAUGGCCUCCAACUGUAGCUCUCAAGACGGUCUAUUUACAAACGAAGAAGUCGAGGAAUCUCUUGCUACUCAUUAUAGCAGCGAAAGACAGUCAACUCCAAGAAAAACUGAAGAGCUCAGACGGAAAGAAAGCGACUUCUUGCCUGAGGAGAGACCGCCGUGGGAAUCUCUAGAUGUUAGUUCUGCUGAGAGUUCUACAUGCGAUAGUCCUGACGCUGCCGAACGUCCCUCACCUGAUACCUCCGCUCAAAGUGUGGAAAUUUACGAGGAGCCAGGGUGGAAUGCGCCACGUCGUUCCCCAGAUAACAGAGUAAUGAAGAGCUUAACAAACACAGACUUAAAUGAUGGUGCAUCAGGGAGAACCCGCAGAAAGGCAGCCCCUGUAUCGUACAAGGAGCCUCCUCUCAACAGUAAAAUGAGACGUGGCGACAAGUUCUCCGAUACCAAAUUCUUAAGGUCUCCUGUGUUCAAAGACAAAAUGAAGAAACGGACUAAGAAAAAUAAGGAGUAAAUCCGUUCUCCCACAUUGCAACCGCAGUUUUAAUGCUUAUUUAUUGUCUUCAAUAAAAUUCUGUUUUAUUUUUUUCUUUUUCAUUUAAUUUGAUUUCUUUUGACGGAGACACCUCUGCCCCUCCCCUUUUAAGUGACCUAUGAAGGAAGGACUCUAUGAUGGAAUCUACGUGGUGGUUGCUAUGUUAUUAAAGUGACGGCUGGGUUCAGGUUCUGCAUGAAUAAUUCAGAAUAGGCUGUUUACCUGAUAUGUCUCCUGUUGCUGGAGUGUAGGAGCGUCUCCUGUACUCUACGCUAUACUCAGCUAAUGUUUACCUUUUGAAUGGAUGUUAACUUUUAUGUGUUGUCUUGAUGAGCAUUUGGUAAGUUAAAAUAUUUUAUUUGUUUAGCCAUAAUGGUAAUGAACUUUUUAUUUCUGUCUAAAACCACAUUAUCCUAUGUCCUGUGUAGAGUGUUUUGCACUGAUGUGUGACUUCUGGUACAUGGAUUUGAAAGAUCUUGAUUCAGGGUGUUUUUGACCACAUACUAAUUUUAAAUGCAGUCUAACGAUACAAUUUUCUGUAGUUUUGAGAUUCUUUGUGAAAACCACAAUUGAAACAUCCGUUCAAGCACAGCCAUUGAUGACACAAUAUUUCUUGAGUUUGACAAGUCAAAUAUAUCUGUUUUAUAUCACUUGUAUCGCAUUUCCUGUUUUUGGCCAGACUAAAUGGGGCUUCAGGUUUACGCUGUGUUUAUUGUUGCCCCUGGUAGCAGAUGUUCCAAUUGGAGAAUAACACAGUAAAUUGUACAAACAAAGAACUUUGUUUUUAUGUAUUUUGUGUGCUGUUCUUAUGUAAUUUCAGAUAUUGUUUAAACUUGUACAUCUGGAAAUAAAUCUUAAUCAGGA
Astyanax mexicanus (Mexican tetra) is the source of this 4601-nucleotide messenger RNA. It is a transcript of the gene sgo2, whose product is annotated as shugoshin 2. Gene Ontology annotation, biological process: meiotic chromosome segregation. Bases 225 to 3716 code for a protein of 1163 amino acids. The transcript has 8 exons. The record is from RefSeq and is a predicted model, not a curated record. Gene Ontology annotation, cellular component: chromosome, centromeric region; nucleus. Lineage: Eukaryota; Metazoa; Chordata; Actinopteri; Characiformes; Acestrorhamphidae.